CGACGACGACGACUACAACGACGAACGACAACAACGCCUCGAGAACUCCUAGCAUCGGAUCGAGCUCUAUACCUGCUCCUCCUAUCGUAACGCCGCUUCCGCCUUCCGACAGACGACUCGAGGCUGCGUCACAACUCCUCCGCAAUGGCGCAACCUCCUCCGCCUGGCCCUGGUGGUCAGCCCCAACGUCCUUAUCCUCCUCAACAGCAGCCGUCCUUCCAGGGCCAAGCGCGUCCGCCGCCGCCUCAGCAGGGAGGGCAAGGCUUUCCUCCAGGUGCUCGUCCUCAACAACCAAAUGCCCCCCGACCUCCCUUUCCGCAGGGUCCCAAUCGCGGCAUGGCGCCAUCGCCCAAUCCCAUGGGAGCACGGCCACCGCCCGGUCCUCCUGGACAGCCGCAUCAGCAGCCGCAGCAGCAGAUGAGGAAUGGAGCCACGUCGCCUAUGCCUCCCGGCGCCAGACCGCAGAUGCCGAUGCCCGGCCAGCAGCCGCCACAUCUCCAGCAGCAGCAACAGCAACAACAGCAGCCCAGACCAGGCAUGGCCCCUCAACAGCAGCAGGGACUGGCAGCGCAGAUGUCGCAACUUAAUGUCAACGCAGGCUCGCCGCAGCCUCCCACGUCACCCGCUCCCCCGAACGCUGUAGCCCGUAAUAAGAGGAGCGCCCGAGCCUAUCAUCAGGAUGCCCCUCAUGAUCCGACUGCUGGUACAGACGGCGGCUGGAACGAUGCUCCUCCAAAUCAAGUUCAGCAGCAGGCUUGGCAGACGGCGGCUGCAGCUCGACUCGCUCAGUACGGCGAUCAACCCCACGACUUCGAGGGAAGCGCAGACGAUGCACUCGACCAGAUCCCUGGCCAGAGGAACGUCCUUCACCCCAUGCACGCAGCUGCCAAUCAGCAGCGCAUGGCCGCUCAACAGGGCCGCGUCAAUGUCCCAGGUCAAGGGCAGCAAGGACCCGGCUAUGCUCAGAAUUUGCCAAUGUCUCCUCCUGGCCCUCACACGCCAGCUCCAGUGGGCGCCGGCCAAGGUCAAUUCUUCCAGCAGCAACAUCAGCAGCAGCAAGGUGGUCAGCCUGGCGGAGGGAUUGGCCAACCGCCGCAUCAAGCCGGCCAGAGGCUCAGAGGUCCAAAGGCCAACAUCAGCGCCGACCAGGUCCCCGCGCCCGUCGAGAAUCAAGAAGCAGAUCAGACCUUCUUUGACAAGCAGUGGUUCGCCACCUGUGGCACUGGCGGCCUGCCGCUGAGCACCACCGACUUUGGCGCCGUCGAUCAGGGCAACGCCAACCCGAAGUUUAUGCGCUUGACCACAUACAGCAUGCCGUUCUCCGACGAGCUGGCUUCGACCGCUCAGCUGCCCCUCGCUGUCAACGUCCAGCCUCUUGCGCAGCUGCGGCCCGAUGAACAGCCCAUUCCUGUCAUCGAUUGCGGGCCAUCUGGCCCCCCGCGCUGCAAGCGUUGUCGCGCCUACGUGAACCCUUGGGUCAUCUUUGUCGAGGGCGGCCAGAAGUGGGUCUGCAAUUUGUGCGGCACGGCAACGGAGACUGGGCCCGAAUACUUCUGCAACCUCGACAUGUCCGGCAGAAGAGCCGACUUUGAUCAGAGGGUCGAGUUGCAGAAGGGCACAGUCGAGUUUGUCGUGCCCAAGGAGUACUGGGCCAUACAAAGCAAGCCGCCGUCCAGCGUUAUGCUACCUGUGGCGCCCGCUCUCACGGAUGCGGCUACGGCUCGUUUGUCUCCUCUGCCAGACAAGAAGGGAGACGUAGAUCCCUUUGCGGGCAGUACGAUGGGCUUGUCCGGGCAGAGUGGUCAAGCUGCCAAGGCGGCGACCAAAGCGGCUAGCGAUGCGUUUGGCAACCUGUCCAUUGGGCCUGGCAAGGCGACAGUGCGAGCUCCUCGCCCGCUCACGUACUUCUUCGCCAUCGACGUCAGCUUCUCGGCGGUGAGGUGCGGCAGUCUCAAGGCAGCUGCGGAGAGCAUCCGAGAGGCCCUGUACGGUCCGCGAGAGGGAGAGGAGAAAGCAUCGGAAGGCGAAGGCGAAGCUUCAUCGUCAUCAAGCACAGGUUUUGGCUUGCCUCACGGCAGUCGCGUUGCUUUCUUGACCUUCGACCGCUCGCUUCACUUCUGGAACCUCAGUCAAGAGCUCGAUGCAGCCCAGAUGCUCGUCGUGCCCGACAUUGACGAGCCCUUUGUGCCCAUCAGUGAUGGCCUUCUCGCAGAUCCCUGGGAGUCUCGCCACGUCGUCGAGGGCUUGCUCGACAACCUCGCCAGCAUCUUUGCAGAGAAUAUGGCAUCCGAGGCUGCCCUGGGCGCUGUCAUUCGAGGCGCUCAGGCGUGCUUAAGCACCAUCGGCGGACAGGUCAACGUCUUCCUUAGCACCAUCCCAACGAUCGGGCCUGGCGCUCUCAAGCAUCGCGAGGACACGAAGCUGUAUGGCACCGACAAGGAAAAGCAGCUCUUUGUCCCUGCUGACGGCUUCUACCGAGGCGUGGCCGAGGAAUGUGUCGAGGCCGGUAUCGGUAUCAACGCCUUCCUGUUCCCGAGCCAGUACAUCGACGUGGCCACCAUCUCAACGCUGGUGGGCACGACGGGAGGCGACGUCUACUUCCACCCGCGCUUCGACCCGGUGCGGGACGGUGUCAAGCUUCUAUCGCAGGUGCAGAGGACUGUUCUGCGGGACGUGGGCUACAAUGCCACGCUGAGGCUGCGCUGCUCGAAUGGCCUGCACCCUUCAACGCACUACGGCAACUUCUUCCAGCGAAACGUCACAGACCUCGAGUUUGCCAACAUCGAUGCUGACGAGACGGUAUCGGUGCUCCUCAAACACGAGGGACGUCUCGACGAGAAGCAAGAGUGUCACUUCCAGUCCGCACUACUCUACACGACCAACUAUGGCGAGAGGCGCGUACGAGUGCACAACAUCGCAGUCCCGGUCACCAAUUUGCUGGGCAACGUCUUCCGCUACGCGGACCUAGACUCGACGAUUGCCUACUACUUGAAGGAAGUCAGUACCCUCGCACAGUCUAAGCCACUCCAGGAGCUCCGUCACUACCUCACCGACAGGUGUGCCAAGAUUCUCCUGGCAUACAAGAAGAAUUGCGCCGCCUCUUCAGGUCCUCAGCAGCUCAUCCUGCCCGAGUCCUUCAAACUCCUCCCCUUGUACAGCUUGUGCAUCAACAAGAGCAAAGCCAUCAAGGGAGGCAACGUCACAUCGGACGUGCGUGUCCAUCACAUGCGGCUGAUGCGCUCCAGCCCCGUGGGGAGCCUGAUGGCCUUCCUCUACCCGCGUAUGGUCGCGCUACACAACAUGAGCGCAGAGGACGGCCACCCAGUCAAGGUCAAGCAAAGCGACGAAGCCGGCGCAGCAGAGAUCGAGCUUCCUCGCGUCAAGUGCCCUACUCUACUUCGCCCAAGCUUCCAGCGCAUGCAAGCGCAUGGCGCCUACCUCAUCGAGAAUGGGGAUCACGUCCUCCUCUGGCUGGGCGCGGACGUCAACCCGCGACUCCUUGAAGACCUGUAUGGCGCCUCCUCCCUCGAAGAGGUCGACCCGCGCAUGACUACCCUCCCUCGCCUUCCCACACACCUCUCCAAGCAGGCUCGCGCCCUCGUCAAGGACUUUGCGAGACAACGCGGGAAGCCCCAGCUUGCAGUGAUUGUUGCCAGGCAGAACCGGGAUGCCUCUGAGGUGGAAGCGGCUAACAUGUUGGUCGAGGACGAGAACAAUGGUGCGAUGAGCAUGGUGGAUUAUCUCUGUCAUGUGCAUCGAAUUAUCAGCAACUCGAUCAUUGGGGCUGCGACUAAUGGCAGUGGUGGUGGAGGUGGACAAGGUGGGGCAGGUGGAUCUGACAUGGCUGAGGCGCAUUCUCUCUGGAGGGGGUGGUGAGAGAAGCUGUGCACGUGGACCGCUUCGCCCUGUACAUUGACGUUGGCUCAUUGACCGUUUCGUCACUGCUGCUACGAGAGAAUUGCAAAUCGAUCAUUGACGAAGGCGA
Messenger RNA from Jaminaea rosea, 3985 nucleotides. RefSeq lists its product as hypothetical. Gene Ontology annotation, cellular component: endoplasmic reticulum exit site; COPII vesicle coat. Gene Ontology annotation, molecular function: zinc ion binding; SNARE binding. Bases 145 to 3876 code for a protein of 1243 amino acids. NCBI's taxonomy places the organism in Eukaryota, Fungi, Basidiomycota, Exobasidiomycetes, Microstromatales. The transcript is spliced from 2 exons. Gene Ontology annotation, biological process: intracellular protein transport; endoplasmic reticulum to Golgi vesicle-mediated transport; COPII-coated vesicle cargo loading. The record is from RefSeq and is a predicted model, not a curated record.